AUGAUAGACCCCCACCACAUCGGCCUCGGCCUUGGCCGCAAGAGGGAAAAGGCCAAGCAGGUGCUCGGCCGCAAGGUCAGCGACAGCAGCUCCAAGGCGACCACCAAGCAGCAGCAGAGCACGCCGAGAUCGGCCAGCGCCUCCCAGUCCGACGUGCCACCUCUGCCCAUCUCGACGUGGGACGCCACCUCUUCGUUCGCCACCGGCAGCACCAGCACGAGCACCCGCACCCGCGCCCACCGCAAUCCGGAGCUCGAGUACUUCAAGCAGCAGAAUGCACUCAACAACGAGCUGACGCCACGCACCUCGGACUUCUUCAGCAAGCGCAGAACCUCGGUCUCGGGUCCUGCCACCUCCACCGGGGUUUCCACUCCCGGAGCAUCGAUGGGCACAUCGAUGCCGUCUUCUGCCCUCAAGCCUGGAACAUCACAGAAGGUCCGCUUCCAGGAAUCCGAGGACCUUCGGGGCGAGCCGCUGCCCGUCCGGCUCGGUCUCGCGCCACCCAGCCGCUCCUCAGACAAGGCGACGGCAGCGGCGUCCUCACCUUCCGGCGAAUACAAGGCCAAGGUGGGCCACGGCUACUACUUCUGUAUCCCGCCGCCCUCUGGUGCCGGCAGGAACGACGAAUCCUCGAACGGGACGACCGGACAGAGCGUGGCGCGGCAUCGCCCAGAGAGGCGGCGCGACACGGGUGCGUCCGAGGGCUCGACCCACUCUUCCUCGAGGUACUCGAUCGCAUCCGGUACCAAUUCUGCCACGACUGGGCCGAGCAGCGUGGCGCCCACGCUCGGCUCGCCUACAUUCACGCCAGACAGCCCAAUGAGCCUGCUCUCGGAUUGGAACGGCAGCGGAUUUGACGGUGGCCUGACAGGCAAGGGCCUCUCGCCCUCCACGGCCGAGUUCGGACGGUCGGGCAGCACAUCAUCUCACCCGCUUUCGGCGUCCCUGGCCCGGGCGUCCGGCCGCGCCUCGUCGACGCACAGCGGCAGCAGGUCGAUCUCGGGCGCCGCCCGAUCGCCAGAACCCUCGUGCUACGACCCCAGCGACUACUUUGUCACGCGCAAGGCCCACGUCGGCAAGGGCAAGGUGCACGAGUUCAAGCACCAUGCCUUUUCGCGGUCAAAGGUGCCUUACUGGUACGGCUACGACACCGAAUCGAUCGAGGCCGAGCUCGACGUCCAUCUCUGCACCUACCACGCCCUCAACGGCUCCCAUAUCCUGCGCCGGGUGCCGGACGACGCACGGCCCUCGCGCGUCCUCGAUCUCGGGUGCGGCGUUGGCAUCUGGUGCGUCGACAUGGCUCGCGAGUGGCCGCAGACCGAAUUUGUCGGGCUCGACGUCUGCCCCAUCCAGACGCCCAUGGCAACGAUGCGCAACCCGGACCUCGAGCAGCGUGUCACCUGGGUCGUUGCCAACUUCCUCGAAAGGCUGCCCUUCCCAGACAACUCGUUCGACUUCGUCCACAUGCGCUACCUCGGCGUCUCGAUCCCCGAGGACAAGUGGGCCGACAUCAUCGCCGAGGUGGAGCGUGUCUUGGCCCCGGGCGGAAAGGUCGAGAUCCUCGAGAACAAUUUCACCUUCUACGGGCGCAUCCACAUGGUCGAUGCCGAGGAGCUCUUCAAGCUGCAGCACGGCCGUCCUGCGGCCGCGGGAGGCGCUAGUGGGGGCGCCGCUAACAAGGCUAAGCUGCCACAGCCCGUAAAGAUGUCGACGCCCUUUGGGACCGAGUACGACGUCGACGCCAUCCAGGUCGUCGUGGAGCGCACCGUCAGUCGCCGUUUCAUCAACCCGAGCCCUCUCAGCGUCAUCCCCUCGAUGCUGCUCACCGAAGGCCUGACGGACGUCGCCAUUGGCAAUCCCCGGCACAUUCCGCUCCAUGCUGAGUCGUCGCGGCAGAGGGCCAUGGCGCGGGCGCGCAAGUCGGCCAGCAACUCGACCAGCCCCUCGUCGAGCGACAAUGACGAGAAAUGGAAGGAGAAGUACACGAGCCGCUCGCAGAUCGGCCAGCCGCUCAACUCGACGUUCCACAUCCCAGACAGCGACAUCUUCCGCGCGCUGGGCUUCCUGCAGAUUGCGAGGCGCAUCUCGGGCGCCCGGGAGCUGAUCUGGUCCGAGGCCGACGAGGAGAAGCAGCAGCUGCUCCGCGUCCAACCCUCGGCCUCGGUCAUCUCGCCCACCGAAAGGCUCGAGUGGGACGCGCAGAGGUCCUACAACCAGGGCCAUCCAGCCGCGCUGAAGCCGUUUGCACAUCCCUGGAAGACCAAGAUGGACUUUUACAAGGACCUCGACAUGUGGCUCGACGACAUGGUCCAGCGCGCCGACAUGGAAGGCCUGAUUGAAAAGCACCUCGGCUGGAACGCCGGCAGCGAGGAGCUCACGGUGCAGGGGCGGAAGCAGGCCGAGCGGCUCAAGAAGCUCAACGACGCCGCGGCGAUGCCCGUCGGACUCUCGGAAGAUAUCGCAGCCUUGGCCGCCGCAGGCUCCCUCGCCGAGGACCGCAGCGAGCCCGAUGCGCAGCUACAGCAAGGCUCCUCUUCCCAGCAGGAGCAGCCAACAUCAUCCGCGGUCGAGCAAGGGCGGCCGAGUGAAGGCGGCGGCGGCGACGACGACGCCACCUUGGGUCGAUCCAGCCCCCUGGGCUUCAGCGUCGCGACCAGCCAGCCCUAUCACGAAGCGCCCGGCCGCAUGCAGACGACGCGGUCCGGCGGCGGCGCCCGGCAUGGUGGCGCAGACGACGAGGACCAGGAGCUGCUGGAUGACUUGUCGCCGCACGUGGCCGCACGGUCCGGCGAUGCUCGAAGCCGAAAGGAGUCGUCCUCGCGCCCCACGGCCGAGGGCAAGCGGCGCAAGUCGGCGCGGCCCACGUCGAGCGGCGGCGUGGGCAUCGCAUUUGGCGGUGUGGCCCCACCGCGGCAAUUUGGUCGCCCUGGCAUGAUGGGCGAGGCCAACCUGUACGGCAACCUCUUCAUGGCCGGCGGGCAGUCGCGCAGCAUUCCCGUCACCGCCCCUGAACUGACCGUGGGUGGGACGCGGACGCCCUCGCAGCGAGCCGCGGCCGAGUUUGCAAAGAAAAAGGGCGGAUCGAGCGGAGGCGGUGCAUCGGUCCGCUCUGGCUCGUCGGCAUCGACGGGCAAGACGGCCAAGACUACCGACGACCGGUCGUUGCACGGGUCCGUCGGCAGCAGCAUCAAGAAGUCGCCAGCAGCGGCGGCGGAUAGGUCGCCGGACGUCGGUGCGGGCGGCGUAUCGGCCUCGUCGAUGAUCGCCAAGGACACCCGGGCGAUGAUGACGCUGUCGGAGCCGGCCGCUCUGCUCCUGAACACGGCGGGCGAGAUCAAGCUUCCCUCGUCGCCGGAUCCCGGCUCUGCAGCAGCGCCGACGGAGCCAUCCAAAAAGAUCACGGCGGCCAACGUAUUCAACAUCCCCCCCGCCUCGUCGCCACCGUCCCAGGCUGGCGACCGCCUCGCCGCCGGCUCAACGACGACAAGCGCCGGAGCGAGCCGAGGCGGUACCUCUGCACCCUCGUCGAGCCGCACCUCGCGCAACAGCUCCACCGUCACGCUCGUGGGCGAGGCACCGGUGCCUGCCUUUAGCCCCAUCUCCAAGACGACGUCGGGAGGACGGGCCGAUGGCGGCGAAAAGGGCGGCGCGAAGACGACGACGGCGGCGGCGGGGGCGGUCACCUCGUCGUGCAACCUGCUCUUACCGGCAUCCAAAUGA
This is a messenger RNA of Pseudozyma flocculosa PF-1, 3720 nucleotides long. RefSeq lists its product as uncharacterized. Bases 1 to 3720 code for a protein of 1239 amino acids. The record is from RefSeq and is a predicted model, not a curated record. Gene Ontology annotation, molecular function: methyltransferase activity. NCBI's taxonomy places the organism in Eukaryota, Fungi, Basidiomycota, Ustilaginomycetes, Ustilaginales, Ustilaginaceae. The transcript is spliced from 2 exons.